AUGGAUGACAUCCUCGCACCCAUUCAAGAUGUCUUUGAAGGCCAAAUUGACUUUCACGGUCAACGUAUCGCUGAGAUCCUCUGUACUGUUCUAUUGAUUAUUACUGGAGCUGUCGCUUUCGUCGUUGGGUUCAUUUACGAAGACAUUUAUCUUACACUCUGGAUCGGCUUGGCUGGUACUCUCGUAACCGCAUUGGCUGUCAUCCCUCCGUGGCCUAUGUACAAUAAAAACCCCGAGAAAUGGCUUGUCCCCGCGACCGGAAGGGCUAGUGGUGCAGGAGUUGUGGUAGAUGGGGUCAAAGUUGCAUAG
This is a messenger RNA of Aspergillus wentii DTO 134E9, 309 nucleotides long. RefSeq names its product signal peptidase complex subunit 1. Gene Ontology annotation, cellular component: endoplasmic reticulum membrane; signal peptidase complex. Gene Ontology annotation, biological process: protein targeting to ER. The coding region runs from base 1 to 309 and encodes 102 amino acids. The record is from RefSeq and is a predicted model, not a curated record. Lineage: Eukaryota; Fungi; Ascomycota; Eurotiomycetes; Eurotiales; Aspergillaceae. The transcript has 3 exons.